Molecule: messenger RNA, 1450 nt
Organism: Aegilops tauschii subsp. strangulata
Lineage: Eukaryota; Viridiplantae; Streptophyta; Magnoliopsida; Poales; Poaceae
Product: xyloglucan O-acetyltransferase 1-like
Cellular component (GO): Golgi apparatus
Molecular function (GO): O-acetyltransferase activity
Source: RefSeq, a predicted model, not a curated record
CCAUGAGUUAGUUCCUGACUAUAUGUAAUGUAAGGUAGAACUCCCCUGGAAGCAACCUCCCUAGCGCAGUCCGAGUAGUGAUCAUGGGAGCGUACCAGCCACUGCAUCACCAGCACAGCCACAAGCCGUCGUCGACUCACCAUGGCAGAGUCGUCUUGGCCUGGCUCUUCUCCGCCGUGCUCUGCCUGGCUCUCCUCCACCUCCUCUGCUGCUCCCCGCGCGCCGCACGCGAAAAUGUCUUCUUCUCGCCUCUUCUCCAGUACAUCACCAGCGCCUACAUUCACGGGUCGACUUCCACUUCCAGCUGCGACUACUCGGAGGGGCAGUGGGUGCGGGCGGCGGGGCACGCCCGGCGGUACAACGGCACCGAGUGCAACGUCAAGGGCAGCGAGGACUGCGUCCGCAACGGGCGCCCCGACACCAGCUACCUCGACUGGCGGUGGCAGCCGGCGGCGCCCGGGUGCCAGCUCCCGGGCUUCGACGCCGGGGCGUUCCUCGGCGCGGUCCGCGGCGAGCACGUGGCCUUCGUCGGCGACUCCAUGGCGCGGAACCAGGCCGAGUCGCUGGUCUGCCUCCUGGGCGCGUCGUUCCCGUACCAUCUCGUGUACAGCGACCCGGAGCCCGGGACGCGCAAGUUCUGGCGCUGGGCGUUCCCGACGCACAACGUCACGGUGUCCGUCUACUGGGCGCCCUUCCUGGCGCGGGCCACGGGCAGGUGCGAGAACUACAGCCUGCCCUACAACUCGGUGCACCUCGACGCGCUCGCAGAGCGCUGGUCCGGCGACGCCGGCACCAUGGACGUGGCGGUGGUGAGCACCGGCCACUGGUUCUGGAACCCUAGCGUCUACUACAACGGCAGCGAGGUGCUCGGCACGCACCUCCUCCCCGAGCUCAACCACACCGGGAUCGGCUUCCUCUCGCCGUACCGGGAGGCCAUCCGGGCGUCGAUACGGCGCCUCGCCUCCGCCGGCCGCGCGCGCGCCGUGGUUGUGGCCACCUUCUCGCCGGCGCACUUCGAGAAGGCGUGGGACGACCCCGCCACGUGCGCCAGGAGGCUGCCGUACACGGAGGGGGAGAGGGAGGUCGACGCCACGCACGCCCAGCUUAGAAGCAUCGUCAGAGAAGAGACGGCCGCGGCCGCGGCGACGGACGGCGGGGCGACGAGGGUUGAGGUGCUGGACGUGACCAAGCUGGCCACGAUGCGCCCGGACGGCCACCCUAGCGUGUACAUGAAGCGCGACCCGUUCGCGCGCGGCGUGCCCGAGCGGCUGCAGAGCGACUGCCUCCACUUCUGCCUCCCCGGACCCGUCGACACCUUCAACGAGAUUCUGCUCCAGCUCCUCCUCACGAAGCGCGAGUGACACACUCAAUCGACUGAUCGAGUAUUGCUUACUUACACUGUUACACAUGGCAUGCAUGAGUGCAAAAGAAAUGUGUCAAUCAAGAAAAA